AUGUCAGGUGAGAUUUCGGGAGUUGGCGAGCCUCUUGGCUCCCCGAGGGAAAGCGGCUGUGCCUGGCACAUCUUGGUUCCAAGCUUGAGCUUGCAGGCAAUCCAUUUCCAUCUCCUGGAUGCUGCAUUUUCAGGCAACGAUGCACUUAUCAUCUAUGGGUCGGGCUACAUGCAUGCCUCGACAAGAGUUGCCACAUUCCAUCGUACCAACCCGCUGCCUGGGGCCAUGGCCCUAACUGGCACUUCAGAAGCUCUGCUCGUCCUCAGUGCCGUUUCCAAUGAGACGCGCGUUCGGCUUCGUUACGAGUGCGCGCCAUAUGGGACCAAACUGGGAGACACCUGGUUCUCACCGGUGGGCUAUGCCUGUGUACUUGCUGCCUUCAUAGUCUUGGGCUUCGCAAUCUCUUUGAUGCCUGUUUAUAUGGUGUGCUACUGCAAGGCUCGGCGGCAUCAGGACUUGGUUAUGCAAGAGUCGCAGUUGAUGAUCCGCUCGGAGCUCCAGGCCCGCCGGUUGCGGAGCAGCGAAGCCGCACGGGAAGAGCAGCAGGUGGUGGCGUCGUUGCAGGCGCUGCCGCUGGAAAUGUGGAAGGACCGGGGCAACGAGGAGGUCGGCAAGCGUCCAAGCUGUGACGAGUGCUGCCUCUGCUUAGAGCCCUACUCUGAGGAGGACAUGCUUCGAGUUCUUCCCUGCCAACAUUUUUUUCAUGAGGCCUGCAUCGACCGCUGGUUCUCCGCCAAUCGGUUCAUGCCGAGGUCCUGUCCACUCUGCCAGUAA
Messenger RNA from Symbiodinium natans, 774 nucleotides. The record is from the annotation of a GenBank genome assembly. NCBI's taxonomy places the organism in Eukaryota, Dinophyceae, Suessiales, Symbiodiniaceae.